Aspergillus pseudotamarii is the source of this 342-nucleotide messenger RNA. RefSeq lists its product as uncharacterized. Lineage: Eukaryota; Fungi; Ascomycota; Eurotiomycetes; Eurotiales; Aspergillaceae. The coding region runs from base 1 to 342 and encodes 113 amino acids. The transcript has a single exon. The record is from RefSeq and is a predicted model, not a curated record.
AUGAAACUCUUUACGGAUAACAACACCAAACAGCCCAUCACAAGAACUAAACUCCAAAUGGCCAAUUCCACUCCUCCUCCUGUAAUGCGACCAAACGUCCUACGAUCUUUGGAACGAGCCAGGAACUGUGAAGAGAAUGAUAACGACCGCGUCAUCCUUGAUAAUGCCGUCACCGAGUUGUGGCGAAGGGUACAGAGCGAGCCGGACACUUACGUGUUUACCCCAGAUGAAUUCGCUCUCUUCAACUAUUUUAUCGCCCGUUUUCAGGGUUCGCUUGUCACUCGAGGAGCAGUGGCGCGGUUUUGGAACAAUUAUCGAGGAAAUGACUCGGGUCUGGACUGA